UCGAUAACAAUAGCCUCGACUCGACUCCUACGAAACCUCUUAUAUCUUGUUUAUAUCUGUAAUAAAACAUAAAUAUAAUAAAUAUCCACCAUGCGCGAUGAGAUUUUGGACCCCAGUAACCUGGUGAAGAACAGGGAAAUCCUUUACCGCCUGAUGAUCAGUCAACUGAUGUACGAUGGCUUGGAGAAGUUCGCCAUGGAGCUGUCCAUGCUGGUCAAGGCCGAUCAGUGUGCUCCGAGUGAACGUCUGUUGCACGUCAUGAUUUCCGGAAUGCAGACACUGAGCGAUAAGGACAAGGUCCAUUCGGAUGACGUCCUGCCCGGAAUAGACCUGGAAUUCGAGCCGGAGGCCUCAGCCUUGGCCCCGGAACCCCACUCUUACGAAACGGCCUAUGUGACCUCGCACAAACAGGCCUGUCGCGCUGGCGCCUUCAGUUACGAUGGAUCGCUGGUGGCCACCGGAAGUGUGGAUGCCAGCAUCAAGAUUCUGGAUGUGGAGCGUAUGCUGGCCAAGUCUGCACCCGAAGACAUUGAGCCGGGAAGGGAACAACAGGGUCACCCGGUCAUUCGCACGCUCUAUGAUCACACUGACGAGGUGUCCUAUCUGGAGUUCCACCCCAAGGAGCACAUCCUGGCCUCCGCCUCGCGCGAUGGCACUGUCAAGCUGUUUGACAUCGCCAAACCUUCGGUGAAGAAGGCCCACAAAGUGUUCACCGACUGCGAACCCGUCUUGUGCCUAUCCUUCCAUCCCACGGGUGACUACGUGGCCAUCGGCACGGAGCACAAUGUGCUAAGGGUGUAUGAUGUGCACACCACACAGUGCUUCGUCAGUGCCAUACCCUCCCAGCAGCACAAGGCGGGCGUUACCUGUGUGAAGUAUUCGCCGACGGGAAAACUCUACGCCACUGGCAGCUACGAUGGAGACAUCAAGAUUUGGGAUGGAAUCAGCGGGCGAUGCAUUAACACCAUUGCCGAGGCUCACGGAGGAGCAGCCAUCUGCUCGCUGGAGUUCACCAGAAAUGGAAAGUACCUCCUAUCCUCCGGUAUGGACUCCUUGGUUUACCUUUGGGAGCUGUGCACCAGUCGACCCAUCCAGACAUACACGGGUGCCGGAACCACCGGCAAGCAGGAGCACCAAACGGAGGCCGUGUUUAACCACACCGAGGACUACGUGCUAUUCCCCGACGAGGCCACUACGUCGCUGUGCUCCUGGAACUCACGUAAUGGCUGCCGAUUGACGCUUAAUUCGCUCGGACACAACGGACCUGUGCGCUAUAUUACCCACUCACCCAACGCACCUGCAUUUCUCACCUGCUCCGAUGACUUUCGGGCACGUUUCUGGUACCGAAGGGCCAAUAAUCAGUAAAUUAAGAAGGCUUAUAAAUUCAAAUAAAAUAUUUAAGAAACAAAA
Molecule: messenger RNA, 1410 nt
Organism: Drosophila gunungcola (fruit fly)
Lineage: Eukaryota; Metazoa; Arthropoda; Insecta; Diptera; Drosophilidae
Gene: CstF50
Product: cleavage stimulation factor subunit 1
Exons: 3
Coding region: 91-1365 (424 amino acids)
Biological process (GO): mRNA 3'-end processing
Cellular component (GO): mRNA cleavage stimulating factor complex
Molecular function (GO): protein binding; RNA binding
Source: RefSeq, a predicted model, not a curated record